AUGUCGGCUUCUGCACUGUGGACAUUGGCCCUUGUUUUCCCGGCCAUUUUCAUCUUCUGGACCAUGUCCUCGACGAGUUCUUCGCCUUUCACGCAGUCCUUUCCAACGCUUUAUAACAAGCGUAUAUGUCUGUUAAUUGCUCAUCCUGAUGACGAGGCUAUGUUCUUUUCACCAGCCGUUUUGGCCUUGACAAAGCCGGAGUUGGGGAAUCAUCUCAAGAUAUUGUGUCUUAGUAGCGGAGACGCCGAUGGACUCGGCGAGGUCCGUAAGAAAGAGCUCCAGAAAAGCGCAACCCACCUCGGUCUCCGCAAAGAAUCUGACGUCUUCGUCGUAGAUGACCCGUCGCGCUUCCCGGACAGCAUGACGACAAUGUGGUCGGAAAGUGAGAUCUCUUCACUCCUAACUUCUGCCUUUGCUCCGCAACUGGCAAAGCAAAACGGUAGUAAUACUACUACCGGUAGAGGAACCAAAGAUGGCCCUCCCGAGGCCACAAUCGACGCCCUCUUAACAUUCGACCAAUACGGCAUCAGCAAUCACCCGAACCAUCGCUCUCUUUAUCACGGAGCAGUCCAUUUCCUUAGGACCCUGAUGAAAGGCAAAUCCGGCUACUCCAGCCCUGUGGCUCUGUACACGCUGACGACGACGAAUAUCGUCCGCAAAUAUCUCGGUGUUCUGGACGCGCCGUUUACCAUGCUCUCCGGUGCGCUGGAGGGCGUUAUCUCGACUGUAUCUGUGUCUCGUGGUGAGCGGAAGGUAGUGGGUCGAGAGGGAUGCCCGAGCCGUCUUCUUUUCGUCAGUUCUGUCAGUGAAUGGCUAACGGCACAGUCUGCUAUGGUUAAGGGCCAUCAGAGUCAGAUGGUUUGGUUCCGAUGGGGCUGGAUUACUAUCGGACGGUAUAUGGCUGUUAAUGAUCUCAAGCGGGAGAAGAUUUGA
Monascus purpureus is the source of this 933-nucleotide messenger RNA. The record is from the annotation of a GenBank genome assembly. Lineage: Eukaryota; Fungi; Ascomycota; Eurotiomycetes; Eurotiales; Aspergillaceae.